Molecule: messenger RNA, 777 nt
Organism: Hansenula ciferrii
Lineage: Eukaryota; Fungi; Ascomycota; Saccharomycetes; Phaffomycetales; Wickerhamomycetaceae
Product: O-methyltransferase
Exons: 2
Coding region: 1-777 (258 amino acids)
Molecular function (GO): O-methyltransferase activity
Source: RefSeq, a predicted model, not a curated record
AUGUCUUCAAUUAUAGAUAAAAUACUAUCAGAGCACGAUUCAGGGUUAUCCAAUGAAAUAGGUCUAUUCAAAAAGAUCAGAAAUCAAUCAGACCUUCAAGGUAAUCCACAAGCCAUCCUAGAUGCUAUCGAUGACUAUGGUACAUCACAUAGGAUCAUUAACAUUGGUGCACACAAGGGGAAAUUAUUAACCGAUCACAUUAAAGAAACUGAACCAGAAGUUAUUGUUGAAUUUGGUACUCAUACUGGAUAUUCAAGUAUUCUCAUGGCAAAACAAUUGGACGAAAUUGGAUCAUCAACUUCUAAAAUCUAUACAUUUGAAGCCAAUGAAACAAUGUAUGAAUUGAGUAAAGAAAUUGUUAAAUUAUCAGGUUUGCAACAUAGAAUUGUUCAAGUUCUAGGUAAAGCUGGUGAUAAACUAGAUACUUUAUCUAGUAACUUUGGUGUUGACAGAAUAAAUUUGUUAUUUAUUGAUCAUUGGAAAUUCAGUUAUCUACCUGACUUGCGUGUUGCUGAAACAUUAGGUUAUAUCACAAAGGGAUCCACUUUAUUUGCAGAUAAUAUAAUUUAUCCAGGUGCACCUGAGUAUACUAAAUAUGUCAAGGCACCUCCUAUUUAUAAGAAUGAAUACAAUACCAAUAAUAUCAAUCCAAAUGGGAGAAACUAUGUUGGUAAAUGGAAUUUAUUAUAUGAAUCUGAAACUGUUGAAUCAACUAAUGGAGUUGGUCGCAAAGAUGCGGUUGAAAUCACUAAAUGUGUUGGGAUUUUGGAUUCAUAA